GUAUAGCGUCUUCCAUCCCUGGUGGUGUUGUCCUCCUCCUCCUCCUCACACUGGACCACCAUGGCAGAGAGGACCUCCACUGGGCUGCUGACGAUGAUGCUGGAGCCCACCCUGCCGGCUGUCGCGAUGACCCUGCCGGCGGAGGUGCGGGAGAAGCUGGCGGAGCUGGAGCUGGAGCUGUCCGAGGGGGACAUCACUCAGAAGGGCUAUGAGAAGAAAAGAGGCAAGCUGUUGGCACCGUACAUCCCACAGAUACAAGGUGUAGAUCCAUCUCUGCAAAUUGACAACAGAAUCCAGGCCUCCUCCCAAGCAGUUCUUCCAGGUUCCAAACACAACAAGUCCCGGGCUGCCAACACCCGGGAUGAACGCUUCAGAUCUGAUUUGCACACAGAAGCCGUCCAAGCAGCUUUGGCGAAGUACAAAGAGAGGAAGAUGCCCAUGCCCUCUAAGAGACGAUCUGUGCUAGUUCAGUCAUCUGUGGAGGCAUGCACCCCACCAGACACCUCCUCAGCGUCGGAAGAUGAGGGCUCGCUGCGCCGGCAGGGACGUCUGGCCACUUCCACGCCCUACCAGGGCCACGGUCACCAAGCCGUUGAGCACUGGUUUAACCGUGUCAUCCAGGGCUCGUCCACCUCAUCCUCCGCAUCAUCCACCUCAUCCCACCCGGGAGGGAGAUCCGUCACCACCACCAACACCACUGCCCACGCAGCCCUCAACGCCAACGCCGCAGCUACCGCACUGGCCGACCUCAUGGCACACACCCAGCUAGAUAACCACUCAGCACCCCCCGACGUGACAGGGCUGUCGGAGCGAUCCUCGCUUCAUGCAGAGCGGCCCCAAGUGGCCUCGGUACGAGGCAUUACCCGCGGCUACAACCAUCAAACCAGCGUCAUGGAGACUGCAGAUGGCAGUGAUUUGGGAGGUGAAGGAUCCCUCAGUUUAAUGGAUGGGGUUCCAGUCAACAGUCGCGUCUCCUCUAAGAUCCAGCAGCUGCUCAACACACUGAAGAGACCAAAGCGACCGCCACUGCGAGAGUUCUUUGUGGAUGACUUUGAGGACCUUAUGGACGUUCAGCAGCCAGACCCAGACCAGCCAAAGCCUGAAGGCCAGCAGAUGAGUCCCCUUGAAGGAGAACCGCUCGGCGUGGUCACCAACUGGCCUCCUUCAUUGCCAGCAGCUUUACAGCGGUGGGGUACGACUCAGCCCAAGAGUCCAUGUCUGACAGCACUAGACAAUGCUGGUAAACCCGUCUACACACUCACCUACGGUAAACUGUGGACCCGCAGUCACAAACUGGCGUAUACUCUCCUUAACAAGCUGAGCACCAGAAAUGAGCCUUUGCUCAUGCCUGGAGACAGAGUUGCACUUGUGUUCCCCAACAACGACCCAGUGAUGUUCAUUGUGGCCUUCUAUGGCUGUCUGCUGGCAGAGCUGGUACCUGUGCCUAUCGAAGUGCCGCUGACCAGAAAGGAUGCAGGGAGUCAACAGAUCGGCUUUCUGUUGGGCAGCUGCGGCGUCACGUUGGCACUGACCACCGACGCUUGUCAGAAAGGCUUGCCCAAAGCACAAACUGGGGAGGUAGCAACGUUCAAAGGCUGGCCGCGGUUACUGUGGUUUGUGACAGAUGGGAAGCACGUUGUGAAGCCUCCGAAAGAUUGGCAUCCUCCAUUACGUGAAGCCAGUAAUGACAUAGCCUACAUAGAGUACAAAACCAGCAAGGAAGGAAGCACCAUGGGGAUCACAGUGUCCCACUCAGCCAUGUUGGCUCACUGUCACUCCCUCACUCAGGCCUGUGGCUAUACUGAAGCUGAGACCAUAACCAACGUCCUGGACUUCAAGAGGGAAGCAGGAUUAUGGCAUGGAGUUCUCACUAGCGUCAUGAAUAGGAUGCACGUGAUCAGCAUCCCUUACUCCCUGAUGAAAGUCAACCCGCUAUCCUGGAUUCUGAAGGUUCACACGUACAAAGCGCGGGUAGCAGUGGUGAAAUCGAGGGACAUGCACUGGUCUCUGCUCGCUCAGAGGGACCAGAGGGACAUCAGCCUGAGUUCACUGCGCAUGUUGAUCGUAGCCGACGGAGCCAACCCCUGGUCGAUAUCCUCCUGCGAUGCCUUCCUCAAUGUGUUCCAGGCACGUGGGCUGCGACCUGAGGUGAUCUGUCCAUGUGCCAGCUCCUCGGAAGCCAUGACUGUCGCCAUCCGCAGACCUCCAGAAAUGGGUGUUCCUCCCCCGGGGAAGGCGGUGCUGUCUAUGGGUGGGCUGAGUCACAGUGUGAUCCGCGUGGACACAGAGGAGAAACUCUCUGUCCUCACAGUGCAGGAUGUGGGACAGGUCAUGCCUGGAGCUCUUGUUUGUGUGGUGCGGGUGGAGGGGACACCUUAUCUCUGUCACACCGAUGAGGUUGGAGAGAUCUGCCUGAGCUCAGGUACCACCGGUGUAGCUUACUACGGCCUCCCAGGGAUGACCAAGAACAUCUUUGAGACCAUCCCGGUCACAUCUUCUGGGAUUCCCGUCAGCGACAGACCCUUCACCAGGACAUCACUGCUGGGCUUUGUGGGACCAGACAGCCUUGUGUUUGUCGUGGGCAAGAUGGAAGGGCUGAUGGUGGUCAGCGGGCGGAGACACAACGCCGACGACGUGGUCGCCACCGCUCUGGCAGUGGAGCCCAUGAAGUUUGUGUACAGGGGCAGGAUAGCAGUGUUUUCUGUGUCUGUGCUGCAUGAUGAAAGGAUAGUUGUUGUGGCUGAGCAAAGGCCGGACGCCUCCGAAGAGGACAGCUUCCAGUGGAUGAGCCGUGUCCUUCAGGCAAUAGACAGCAUCCACCAGGUGGGGGUGUACUGCCUGGCUCUGGUGCCGGCCAACACGCUCCCAAAGGCCCCCCUGGGUGGGAUCCACAUCUCUGAGACCAAACAGCGUUUCUUGGAGGGCGCCUUGCACCCCUGCAACGUCCUCAUGUGCCCUCACACUUGUGUGACCAACCUGCCUAAGCCGAGACAAAAACAGCCAGAAGUUGGUCCUGCUUCUAUGAUAGUGGGAAACCUGGUAGCAGGCAAGAGGAUCGCACAAGCCUGUGGGAGAGACGUGGCACAACUGGAGGACAAUGACCAGGCACGUAAGUUCCUUUACAUACAGGAUGUGCUACAGUGGAGAGCUCAAGCCACUCCAGACCAUCCUCUGUUCCUCGUUCUCAAUGCUAAGGGCACGGUGGCGAGUACAGCUUCCUGUCUGCAACUGCACAAGCGGGCAGAGCGGGUGGCCGUAGCUUUGAUGGGACGCCUAAACACUGGAGACCAUGUGGCGCUCGUCUACCCGCCAGGAAUUGACCUGAUUGCUACUUUUUACGGCUGCCUGUACGCCGGCUGUGUGCCAGUCACCGUCAGACCCCCGCACCCCCAGAACCUGGCCACCACCCUGCCCACUGUCAAGAUGAUUGUUGAGGUCAGUAAGUCGGUGUGCAUCCUGACAACACAAGCAAUAAUGAAGUUGCUGAAAUCCAAAGAGGCUGCUGCUGCCGUGGACGUCAAGAGCUGGCCCAUGGUGCUGGACACGGAUGACCUCCCCAGGAAGAAGAGUCCCCAGAUGUACAAGCCCCCAACCCCAGAGAUGUUAGCUUACCUGGACUUCAGUGUGUCCACAACAGGCAUUCUGGCCGGGGUCAAGAUGUCCCAUGCAGCCACCAGUGCCUUGUGUCGCUCCAUCAAGCUGCAGUGUGAGCUCUACCCGUCCCGGCAGAUCGCCAUCUGCCUGGACCCUUACUGCGGCCUUGGCUUUGCACUCUGGUGUCUCUGCAGCGUGUACUCGGGCCACCAGUCGAUCCUGGUCCCCCCUCUGGAGCUAGAGAGCAACGCGUCUCUGUGGCUCGCUGCAGUCAGUCAGUACAAAGUGCGAGUCACCUUCUGCUCAUAUUCGGUGAUGGAGAUGUGCACCAAAGGCCUGGGCUCACAGACAGAAGCACUACGGUUGCGCAAUGUGAACCUGUCUUGCGUGCGGACGUGCAUGGUGGUAGCAGAGGAGCGGCCCCGCAUCGCACUUACUCAGUCCUUCUCGAAGAUCUUCAAAGACUUGGGGCUUUCGCCACGUGCCGUCAGCACCACGUUUGGCUGCAGGGUGAACGUGGCGAUCUGUUUGCAGGGCACAGCUGGACCAGACCCCACCACUGUCUACGUGGACAUGAGAGCUCUACGUCACGACAGGGUUCGCCUUGUGGAGAGAGGGUCACCACACAGCCUGCCACUGAUGGAGUCUGGGAAGAUCCUUCCAGGAGUGAAAGUGAUCAUUGCAAACACCGAGACUAAAGGACCCUUGGGAGACUCUCAUCUCGGAGAGGUGUGGGUGAGCGGUCCUCACAACGCCACAGGCUACUACACAGUUUACGGGGAGGAGGCGCUGCACGCCGACCACUUCAACACCAAGCUCAGCUUCGGGGACACUCAGACGGUCUGGGCGAGGACAGGUUACCUGGGCUUCCUGCGCCGCACCGAGCUGACCGAUGCCAGCGGAGAGCGCCAUGACGCCCUCUACGUGGUGGGCUCUCUCGAUGAAACUCUUGAGCUGAGGGGAAUGAGGUAUCACCCCAUCGACAUUGAGACCUCCGUUAUCCGUUCUCAUAAGAGCAUAGCUGAAUGCGCUGUGUUUACCUGGACCAACCUCCUGGUGGUGGUGGUGGAGCUGGAGGGAUCCGAGCAGGAGGCCCUGGACCUGGUGGCUCUGGUCACCAACGUCGUCCUGGAGGAGCACUACCUCAUUGUAGGGGUGGUGGUGGUGGUCGACCCCGGGGUCAUCCCCAUCAACUCCAGAGGGGAGAAGCAGCGCAUGCACCUCAGAGACGGAUUCCUGGCCGACCAGCUGGACCCCAUAUACGUGGCUUACAACAUGUGAGCUGUCCUGCUGAAGGUCCUGGUUCCUGUUGAAAGAGAGCACACUGCCCUCUUCUGUCGCAGAGGGGAAAUACAGUAUGAAAGAAAGCAGCAAGACGGAGAAAGAUUCCCAAACUAAUGUCGGUUUCUCCCUGUAAUUUGUUAUUUUAUUUGCCUCAACAAAUAAUGUUUUCAAGGGCAUUCUUGUUUCUUUAAAGUAAGUUUUAUAUGUUUGACAGAACGUCUAACACAGGACCCCAUAUAGAGGAGCAACAGGAGGUUAAAGGUUUAAUACUACACUGUGCCAUUAACUUAUUUUUUACUUUGUCAGUCCCAACAAUAACGACUGUGAGUUUUGGUCUGUCAAACACUUGUGCCAUAGAACAGGACCGACGCAGGCAACCGAACCAGUAACCUGUUUAAAACGAGCUCUCACACCUUGAACGUCCACUGGUCAGAAUGGUUUUCGUAGAGAAACUCCGGCACCAGCACGGAAGGGCAGCUCUCCAGGUUACGGCUGCACCCCCACGUGAUCCCUGAUUCUCGUGAUCCAGCUCAGUUCAGUUCCAUGUUGUUGCGUUGGCAAAGAA
Molecule: messenger RNA, 5443 nt
Organism: Limanda limanda (common dab)
Lineage: Eukaryota; Metazoa; Chordata; Actinopteri; Pleuronectiformes; Pleuronectidae
Gene: dip2a
Product: disco-interacting protein 2 homolog A
Exons: 39
Coding region: 61-4875 (1604 amino acids)
Cellular component (GO): cell surface
Source: RefSeq, a predicted model, not a curated record